AUGCUUCAUCGAAAUGUGCAAAGUCGGUUUGAAAUAUGUCCUCAAAAUUUCUUGAACCAACUUUUUAAAGUUCAUCCAGGAUCAGCGGCGCUGUCAAACCUGCAUAUCUCUGCCGUUUCCUCAAGGCUGGACAGUAGCUCCGCUCCUGAGCUUCCUUGUGGUGGUACGGUUCGUAUACACCGAAAUGGCUUCGCAGCUGCGCGGUUAUUUAUUUGUUUACAGCAGAAUCGUCUUGAGAAAAUAUUGUUAGGAGGAAUCGGGCGUGCUUUUGAAAUAACACUGAAUUUGCAUGCGGCCACUCGACAACGGGAGGGCAGUCAACAAUCCUUCGUCCCAAGCUUCAUUGUGUUCUCAGCGAUGAUACCUGAUCACCCAGGUUACUGA
This is a messenger RNA of Opisthorchis viverrini, 384 nucleotides long. RefSeq lists its product as hypothetical. Bases 1 to 384 code for a protein of 127 amino acids. NCBI's taxonomy places the organism in Eukaryota, Metazoa, Platyhelminthes, Trematoda, Opisthorchiida, Opisthorchiidae. The record is from RefSeq and is a predicted model, not a curated record. The transcript is spliced from 2 exons.